Molecule: messenger RNA, 1868 nt
Organism: Benincasa hispida (wax gourd)
Lineage: Eukaryota; Viridiplantae; Streptophyta; Magnoliopsida; Cucurbitales; Cucurbitaceae
Gene: HSFA2
Product: heat shock transcription factor A2
Biological process (GO): regulation of transcription by RNA polymerase II; cellular response to heat
Cellular component (GO): nucleus
Molecular function (GO): RNA polymerase II cis-regulatory region sequence-specific DNA binding; DNA-binding transcription factor activity
Source: RefSeq, a predicted model, not a curated record
UCCUAGAACCUUCUACUCCGACGCCAUUAAAAUUCAGUUUCUUCCCUCCUUUUAUCAUUCAAUCAAACUCUAAAAUCUCUUUCCUUCUUUAAUUAAUCACGCUCAUUAACUUCCCAAUCCCGGAUUAACUACUUCCGAUCAAACCAGCAAUGGAUGAACUGAAAGUGAAACCAGAGGAGUCAGCAGUGGCCACCGGCACGGCGGCGUCUUCUUCUUCUUCUUCUUCUUUUUCUUCCUCGUCUUCAUCCGUCACUCCUCAGCCGAUCGAAGGGCUACACGAUGUUGGUCCGCCUCCAUUUCUGACGAAGACCUUUGAAAUGGUGGAAGAUCCAUUGACGGACUCCAUUGUUUCCUGGAGUAAAGCUCGUAAUAGUUUCAUCGUUUGGGAUUAUCACAAAUUCUCUACUACUUUGCUGCCUCGUUACUUCAAGCACUCCAAUUUCUCUAGUUUCAUUCGUCAACUCAAUACUUAUGGUUUUCGUAAAGUCGAUCCUGAUCGUUGGGAGUUUGCGAAUGAGGGGUUUCUGGGAGGACAGCGACAUCUGUUAAGAACCAUAAAGAGGAGGAGACAUUCACAUCAAAACAUCCAGCACCAAGGAGGAACAUGUGUGGAAUUAGGGCAAUUUGGACUGGAAGCCGACCUUGAGAGGUUGAGAAGGGACAGAAGCUCGUUAAUGGCGGAAUUAGUGAGAUUGAGGCAGCAACACCAGAGCUCAAGAGAGCAAAUAAUGGCCAUGGAGGAUAGGUUAGAGAAAGCAGAGAGUAAACAGAAGCAGAUCAUGACAUUCCUCAGCAAAGCCCUCAAGAACCCUUCCUUCAUUCAGAAAUUUAUUCAUAGUAAUCAGGGAAAAGAAUUGAGAUGCGUUGAAAUUGGACGAAAGCGAAGACUAACUGCCAGCCCAAGUGUAGAGAAUCUCCAGGAUGAGAAUGUAUCAGUAGCUGUUAAACAAGAAGAGCUAGAAACUUCUGAACCAGAUAUAGAGACGCUGUUAACAGUUAACUUUGAAGACGAGUCAAGCAUUGAGAUUACGGACCCUGUUUCUGAUAUGGGUCACUCUGCUCAUGAGGAAUUGGGGGUUUUCGGUCAACUUUGGGCUGAAGAUCUUAUAGCUGGACAUCCAGAAGAAGCCAUAACUGUUGGUAAUCAAUCAGAUGUUGAUGUGGAAGUGGAGGAUCUGAUUGCUGAACCCCUGGAUUGGACUGAGGACUUGCAGGAACUCGUCGAUCAAAUGGGGUUCCUCCGGUCGAAGCCAUAAACAUAACGGUGUAGUCAAUAUGUUUGGCAUUUUGCUUCUGUUCAUGUGGAAUAGGUUUCAGCUGGCUCGUGUAGGAAGCAAUGGUGGAUAUUGCAGGGGAGCCACAGAUUGUUCCUGUUUCCUUAUAUCCUUUGAAACUCAUUGGUUUUUCAAUAUUAUGUACUUCAAUAUUUUUGGUUAUGAUAAAUUUGUUGUGGUUAUUUUUUUCAUCCGUGGUUUUAUUUGCAGGCAUGUGCAGAGAAAGGAAACCUGCGUGAAGAUUCAGUCAUUUGCUGAUUUCAUUAUCAUUAAGUCAAGAGUAAUCAUCCCAUUCACUAAUUGAGAACCAUUAACUGCUAUUCAUUUGAAGUGUACGAGUCUGCUGUAAACUAGAUCCAAAUUUUUUCCCUCAAGUAUAGUGAGGUGUUCGCUAUUUUAUGUGGAAGAUACCAAAAGGCAGCUAUUUUCCUUUGUCAUAGCUUAGGAAAUAUAGUUCUGAUAAAAUAUUUUAGAUCUUGAAGGGCUUUUGGUCCUUGAUUCAUUAUUCGUGUUUGAGCUUAAUAAUGUUAAGCUCUGUUAUGUAAGAUGGAAUAAACAAGUUUGAAGUUCUAGGCUUUAUUAACUUACGGGCAA